AUGAGUAACGUUCCAGAAAACGCGCCGAAUCAUUGCCCUGGAACGGAGAGUGAGGAUGCGGGCAAGGCAUCGGCGUGUGCUGGUUGUCCGAAUCAAAAUAUUUGUGCCUCAGGUGUCCCAGCUGGACCUGAUCCAGCUAUAGAAAUGAUUAAAAACCGCUUAUCUAAUGUGAAACAUAAAAUACUCAUCCUCUCUGGCAAAGGAGGUGUUGGAAAAAGUACAGUAACAUCAUUAUUAGGGCAUGGACUAGCAAAACUAAACUCUGACAUGAAUAUAGGUAUCCUGGACGCGGAUAUUUGCGGGCCAAGCCAGCCGCGCGUGUUGGGGGUGCGUGGGGAGCAGGUGCACAAGUCGGGCUCGGGGUGGUCGCCAGUUUAUGUAACAGAUAAUCUAUCGCUGAUGUCUAUCGGAUUCUUAUUGGGAAGUCCCGACGAUGCCGUCAUUUGGAGAGGACCUAAGAAGAACGGUAUGAUCAAACAGUUCCUCAGUGAAGUGGACUGGGGAGAUUUGGACUACUUGCUCAUAGAUACACCGCCAGGCACGUCUGACGAGCACCUGUCGGUGGUGCAGUACCUGGCGGGCGCGGGGCUGACGGGCGCCGUGGUGGUGACCACGCCGCAGGAGGUGGCGCUGCUGGACGUCAGGAAGGAGAUACAGUUCUGCCGCAAGGUGGGCGUGCCGGUGCUGGGCGUCGUGGAGAACAUGUCGCUCUUCAUAUGUCCCAAUUGCAAGUCUCGCAGCGAGAUCUUCCCCGCGUGCACGGGCGGCGCGCGCGAGCUGUGCGCGGCGCAGGUGCUGCCGCUGCUGGGCGCGCUGCCGCUGGACCCGCUGCUGGCGCGCUGCUGCGACGACGGCCGCGACUACGCGCGCGACCUGCCCGCCUCGCCCGCCGUCGCCGCCUUGCACGACAUCGUGAACAAAAUCGUCGCCGCUUGCAAUAAAAUC
Molecule: messenger RNA, 945 nt
Organism: Brenthis ino (lesser marbled fritillary)
Lineage: Eukaryota; Metazoa; Arthropoda; Insecta; Lepidoptera; Nymphalidae
Source: the annotation of a GenBank genome assembly